GAACCUUUCUGCCUCCAAAAUGUGCAAGUCCCAAUUACUGAGAUGCCUCAUCUUUCUGUGCUAUUUGAAGGUUUUCUCUGGGUCACUUCCAGGUGAUGCUAACAAACCUGGUAAAGUACUGGUUCAUGAAAAUAACAAUGUUGUGGAAAUUGUGCAGUGUAGGAUGUGCCACCUCAAGUUCCCUGGAGAAAAUUGCACCAGAGGAAGAGGAAUAUGUACUGCAACAGCAGAAGAGGCCUGUAUGGCUGGGAAAGUCUUCAAAAGGGAUGGUACCAUAUGGUUAAAUUUCAUGGGCUGCUUAAAGAACUGUGCUAAUGUGAAAAAAAUAAAAUGGGGCCCCUAUCUGGUGGACUUCAGAUGCUGCCGGGGCCAAGACAUGUGCAAUGAAAAUUUUUAAAUGCUUCUAUCUAUCUGUGCUCCAAGAUGUGGGUGAUGGGAUGGCCUCUCCACAAUGACCUCCUGAGGACAAGCCUGCAAAAAAGGUCUGCAAACGCGUGAUUCUGCCUUCUACAUGUCAGAGGGAAAGCACCCUUUUUCUAAAGUCCCUUCCUGUUUUGAAACCAAUAAAAAGUGAAAAAAUAAAACUUUUUUACCAAUAUCA
Mus musculus (house mouse) is the source of this 601-nucleotide messenger RNA. RefSeq names its product prostate and testis expressed 1 (gene Pate1). The record is from RefSeq and is marked validated. Bases 20 to 397 code for a protein of 125 amino acids. NCBI's taxonomy places the organism in Eukaryota, Metazoa, Chordata, Mammalia, Rodentia, Muridae. The transcript has 5 exons.